AUGAAGUCCUUCUCUCCCAUCGCUCUGGCCAUGAUGGCCGCCUUUGGCAUGGUCGCCGCUGAACCUUCUGCCUCUGAGUGUGCUAGCAUGUGUCUCUCCAACAUGGCCAAGAAGGCCUCUGAGUUGGGCUGCAAGGCUGGUGACCUCGCCUGUCUGUGCAAGACCGAUGACUACAAGUUCGGUAUCCGUGAUUGCACCAGCCAGGCCUGCCCCAACGAUGAUGCCCAGAAGGUCCUCGACAUGGCCAUUGCCAAGUGCCCUGGCGGUGUCACUGGCUCUGAGGCUCGCUCCAGCGCUACUUCCGGCUCUGGCUCUGAGUCUACCUCUACUUCAGGCUCCGACUCUGAAUCCACCGCCUCCGCCUCCACCUCUGGUUCUGGCUCCGGUGCUGGUGCCUCUGCCUCUGCUACUGGCUCUGACGCCAGCGCCUCUGCCACUGGCGCUGCCGGCUCUGCCAGCCAAACUGCCUCCGAUGCUAGCGCCUCUGCUACUGGCGCCGCUGGCUCUGCCACCUCCAUGGUGACCAAGACCAGCACCGGUAGUUCCUCCACCUCGACUGGCUCCGGCAGCGGCUCUGACUCCGACUCUGACUCUGGCAACGGCUCCGGUGCCGCUGGUUCCACCUCUGGCUCUGGUUCGGGCUCCGACUCCAACGGCUCUGGCUCCGAGACUGGCUCUGCUGCUCCUUCCAGCACCAGUGAUGGUGCUGCCUCCAUGGCCACCGCUGGCUCCCGCGCUAUGGGUGCCCUCGGCCUGGUCGCUCUUCUCGCUCUGUAA
Molecule: messenger RNA, 777 nt
Organism: Penicillium bovifimosum
Lineage: Eukaryota; Fungi; Ascomycota; Eurotiomycetes; Eurotiales; Aspergillaceae
Product: CFEM domain-containing protein
Exons: 3
Coding region: 1-777 (258 amino acids)
Source: RefSeq, a predicted model, not a curated record